This is a messenger RNA of Tinamus guttatus (white-throated tinamou), 633 nucleotides long. The record is from RefSeq and is a predicted model, not a curated record. Lineage: Eukaryota; Metazoa; Chordata; Aves; Tinamiformes; Tinamidae.
AUGGGGAUGUGUCCCCUGGUGUCCUCCGAUGUCACCCGGUGUCCCUGCGUCCCCGGCGCAGAGUGGUUCUUCGCGGCGCUCGACACCGUCAUCUUCUGCGUCUACGCCUUCGAGGCGGCGCUCAAGAUCCUGGCCCUGGGAUCCGACUAUUUCCGGGACUUCUGGAAUUACGUGGGUACGAUCCUGGAGAACCUCAAGGAGGUGACAGGCACCUUCGCGCUCUCGGGCCGCUCGCUGGGCGCCAUCCUGCUCAUGAUGUUCACCAUCCUCUACGUUUCAGCUCCAUUUUGGGCCAUUUCCCCCCAUCUGGGGCUCUCCGGGUCCCUCCGGCUCCUUUCCGUGACUCUCCGGGUCAUCUUCUCGGUGCUGCUGCGCGACCUGUUCCAGCGCUCGGACCCGCAGCGCUUCGGGGACCUCUUCAACACCCUCUUCACCCUCUUCCAGCUCUUCACCCUCGACGACUGGUCCCUCAUCUACCAGCAGAGCGCCCGGGUCGGUUACUCCUACAUCAUCAUCUUCCUCAUGGUCUACAUCCUCAUCCAGUACUUCACCUUCCUGAACCUCGUCAUCGCCGUCCUCAUCGACAACUUCCAGGUGUCGCUGCUGAAGGAAGGGGAGGAGAAGAAGCAGCUG